AAUUGGGCCAGUUUUCCAUGUCGAACGGGAUCGCUUCCAGGCACCGUCGACGUUGUAUCCAGCGCUCGAGAGAGGGGAAGAUUUUUUCGGUUGGGUAUUUUUUGGCUCGAAAUUUGUUCUUCUUUCACAGAAUAGAAUUGAAAAGGAUGUGACAUGAGGCGACAACUAAACUAUAAUGAAAUGCCAGUUUGAGAUUUUUUGCAUUGUUCUAUUCCAGAUUUUAGGAUGUUACUGUAACCCGGAUGCCAAACGCCUCUACGAUGAUUUGUUAUCGAACUAUAAUAAAUUGGUGCGACCAGUGGUCAACGUUACGGACGCCCUUUCGGUCAAAAUCAAGCUCAAGCUGUCGCAACUUAUCGACGUCAACCUCAAAAAUCAAAUUAUGACGACAAAUGUAUGGGUUGAACAGUCAUGGUACGAUUAUAAAUUGACUUGGAAUCCAAAAGAGUAUGGUGGUGUUGAUAUGCUCCACGUACCAUCGGACCAUAUAUGGAGACCUGAUAUAGUUUUAUACAAUAAUGCUGAUGGCAAUUUCGAAGUAACUCUGGCUACCAAGGCCACCCUGAACUUCACCGGAAGAGUCGAAUGGCGGCCGCCGGCCAUUUACAAGUCCUCCUGCGAAAUAGAUGUAGAAUAUUUUCCGUUCGACGAGCAAACUUGCGUUAUGAAGUUUGGUUCUUGGACGUACGACGGCUUUCAAGUUGAUUUACGACACGUCGACGAACUGAAAGGAUCCAAAACGGUCGAAAUAGGAAUUGAUUUAACUGAAUUUUAUACCUCCGUCGAGUGGGAUAUCCUCGAAGUUCCUGCUGUUAGAAACGAAAAGUUUUAUACAUGCUGUGAUGAACCCUACCUUGAUAUCACCUUCAAUAUAACGAUGAGACGAAAAACGCUAUUUUAUACGGUCAAUCUAAUUAUUCCUUGCAUGGGAAUAUCGUUUCUUACCGUUCUCGUUUUUUAUUUACCCUCUGACAGUGGAGAAAAGGUUAGCUUGUCAAUAUCCAUUCUGCUGUCUUUGACUGUGUUCUUCCUCUUAUUGGCAGAAAUUAUUCCACCUACGUCUCUGGUUGUGCCUUUGCUGGGAAAAUUUGUCCUUUUUACGAUGAUUUUAGAUACAUUUAGUAUAUGUGUCACGGUGGUUGUGCUCAAUGUACAUUUUCGGUCACCCCAAACUCACGUCAUGGCGCCAUGGGUGCGCAGAGUCUUCAUCCAUGUUCUUCCUCGACUUUUGGUCAUGCGCCGUCCUCAUUAUAUGUUAAAUCGAAAAAGUUUUAACCCAAAUCAGAGAAUAUUGGUACGCACUUGUAAAGGAUUAGAAUUAAGAGAAGCUGGUGCUCAUGCUGAUUCCGGCAUUUUGGAUGAAAAUUCUGAAGAAACUAUGCCAAAUGCCAAUUCAAGAGAACAACUAGCUCCAAGGGAACUAGAAGUUGGAGAGCUCUCAAGCUGUCAAGUUCACGGGUCGGCUACGGAGUUUUCAGUAUAUGAUGAAUACGGUUCAUUCAAUGACCAAUUGGCUACAGACUUAUUAAUGUGGCACCAUUGCCCGGAAGUUCAUAAGGCUAUAGACGGCAUAAGAUUCAUAGCUGAUCAUACUCGAAAAGAGCAAGACUCUACUAAAGUAAAAGAAGAUUGGAAAUACGUCGCCAUGGUUCUGGAUCGACUUUUCCUCUGGAUCUUCACGCUGGCAGUAUUCGUCGGCACGGCGGGCAUAAUUUUGCAGGCGCCCACCCUGUACGAUGACCGUAAGCCCAUCGACGUUCGCAUAUCCGAAAUCGCCACGACGGCAAAACCAUUCAUUUCCACUACUAUCUAAGACAAUUUCCAGAUAACUUUAGGAUGAAUAGUUCUUCUAGGACAGGUCCUCGGCUGUAAAUCGUUUAUUAUACAAAAAAAAUAAAAACGUUUUGUCUCGGUUUUGUUUCAU
Sitophilus oryzae (rice weevil) is the source of this 1924-nucleotide messenger RNA. RefSeq names its product acetylcholine receptor subunit alpha-like (gene nAChRa3). The record is from RefSeq and is a predicted model, not a curated record. Gene Ontology annotation, molecular function: transmembrane signaling receptor activity; acetylcholine-gated monoatomic cation-selective channel activity. The transcript is spliced from 13 exons. Bases 176 to 1813 code for a protein of 545 amino acids. Lineage: Eukaryota; Metazoa; Arthropoda; Insecta; Coleoptera; Curculionidae. Gene Ontology annotation, biological process: chemical synaptic transmission; signal transduction; nervous system process. Gene Ontology annotation, cellular component: postsynaptic membrane; neuron projection; synapse.